Messenger RNA from Emys orbicularis (European pond turtle), 1495 nucleotides. RefSeq names its product L-2-hydroxyglutarate dehydrogenase (gene L2HGDH). Bases 1 to 1344 code for a protein of 447 amino acids. Gene Ontology annotation, molecular function: (S)-2-hydroxyglutarate dehydrogenase activity. The transcript is spliced from 10 exons. The record is from RefSeq and is a predicted model, not a curated record. NCBI's taxonomy places the organism in Eukaryota, Metazoa, Chordata, Testudines, Emydidae.
AUGCCGCCGCUGCUGCGGGCGGGCCGCGCCUGGGGCCGGGUGGGCCUGCCCGGGCUGUGCCGGGCCCUGGGGCACCAGCGCCGCCGCAGUAGCACUUUUGAUGUGGUUGUUGUCGGCGGUGGAAUUGUGGGGCUUGCGUCUGCCAGAGAGCUCAUUCUGCGACACCCAUCGCUCACGUUCGGUGUGCUGGAAAAGGAGAAGGAGUUAGCCUGCCACCAGAGUGGACAUAACAGUGGUGUCAUUCAUAGUGGAAUUUACUACACACCUGGAUCUCUGAAAGCUAAAUUGUGCGUGCAGGGUGCGGCCCUCUGCUAUGAAUACUGUGACCGAAAGGGAAUUCCAUACAAACAGUGUGGCAAGCUCAUAGUGGCUGUUGAACAAGAAGAAAUUCCAAGACUCAAAGCACUGUAUGAGAGAGGGCUGCUGAACAACGUCAGAGAUCUGAAACUGAUAAGUGCAAAAGAAAUACAAGCAAAGGAGCCCUUUUGCAGGGGUGUGAUGGCCCUUGAUUCCCCAUACACUGGCAUUGUGAAUUAUAGACAAGUGGCCCAGUCCUAUGCGGAAGAUUUCCAGGAAGCGGGUGGUGCAGUCUUGACAGAUUUUGAAGUAACAGACAUGGAGAUGGCUAAAGAGAGUCCUUCAGAAAGUGAAGACGGGAUGAAAUAUCCAGUUGUUGUUAGAAACUCUAAGGGAGAGGAAAUCCGCUGUCAACAUAUCGUGACCUGUGCAGGACUCUACUCAGACCGCCUCUCCGAAAUCAGUGGAUGCAGCCGUGAGCCUCGCAUUGUGCCCUUCCGUGGAGACUACUUGGUGUUAAAGCCAGAAAAAUGCUAUAUGGUUAAAGGAAACAUUUAUCCAGUUCCUGAUCCUCGGUUUCCCUUUCUGGGAGUUCAUUUCACACCGAGGAUGGACGGCAGUGUUUGGCUUGGUCCUAAUGCAGUGCUAGCCUUUAAGCGAGAGGGUUAUAAACUCUAUGACUUCAGUGCCGGAGACUUUAUAGAUGCAGUUGUAUACAGUGGUUUAUGGAAACUGGUGUUCAGAAACAUCUCUUACGGAAUGAGUGAAAUCUACAGAGCAUGUUUCCUUAGUGCACAGGUGAAGCAACUUCAAAAGUUCAUCCCUGAAGUUACCAUCAGUGAUAUACUCAGGGGUCCAUCUGGAGUAAGAGCGCAGGCCUUGGACCAGGAUGGAAAUUUGGUAGAUGACUUUGUAUUUGAUGGAGGCACUGGCGAUAUUGGAAGCCGAGUUCUUCAUGUCAGAAAUGCCCCAUCUCCUGCCGCUACCUCCUCCCUUGCCAUUGCAAAAAUGAUUGCCGAUGAAGUGGAGCGAAGAUUUGGCUUGUGAAAUGAACCGGCACCACACUGGUUGUAUCCACUCUUGGUUAGCUGUGUGACUGCACUGAAUGAAGUCUGCGGUUUGUCAGAGUGAAGAUAAAUUGGAAGUCGUCUUGUUCGGCAAAUGAACACUGUCCUUUAGGCUGUAGAAUACAAAACUG